UACUCACUUAGUGAAUAAAAACAAAGAGAUUUUCAAAAAAGACGGUUACGUUAAUGUGUGUUGUGUUUACUCUUAAUUUAUCAUAUUGCUAUUUAAUUUGUUCUGCCUUUGUUAAUGUAAAUUUAUAUAAAAGAUCAAGUUAGUAUUUACUCCAUAAAUUCCAUAAUCGAGAUUGACAAUCUUUCCUACAGCAAAAACGAAGAUGUCUACUACUCCUAUAGAUAAUUUUAGCGACGAAGAAAUCUUCUUCGGGAAGCUGUCCCUAAAGGAAGUCAAGAAACAUCUAUUCAACGAUAAACCAACGCAUCGCCAAACAAUCGGAUAUACCAUAGCAGACUGUGAAGAAGAUGAUAAUGACAAAAGUUUAACUAUCAUUGAAACAAAUUCAGAACCAGAUAUAGUUACUGUUAAAGAUUCCUUUAUGGACAUGAAAAGUGAAGAAUCCAAUGGUGUGAGUGAUACCAAAUAUAUUGCCUUAAAGCCAACUGAUAUGGAUGUUAAAGCAGAUGAUAGCUUCUUGACAAUGGAACAGAUGGUCUCUGAACUCAGUUUACCAAGUGAAGCCCAUCAUGAAGAACUUGACAAUACCCUGGAUAUAGUUAAUUACAUUUUGAACCAUGGAAAAGGAAAUGACAAUGAAAAUAUCACUAGUGAGACAAAAAACAUAGAAACCCAUUUAAUUAAGUCCAAGCCCUCAAGUGCCAUAAAACAUGAUACAAAGGAAUGUGUCCAAAAAGUACCUAGAACUUCAGAAACAUCACCUUAUAUCACACCUGCAAAAAAAAUAAGUGAAAAUAUUGCAGGUGACACAAAAAAUAUAGAAAGCCAUUUACUUAAGCCUGAGGCCAGCAGUGCCAUAAAACAUAAUACCAAGGAAUGUGUCCAAACAGUACCUGGAUCUCCAGAAACACCAUCAUAUAUCACACCUGUAAAAAUAAUGGAGAAGAUCAAACCAGAAAAUGAUUCUUUUUCCACACCAGCUGAGUCAAAAAUAAAGACACCAAUUUUUAAAACACCUGCAAAUAUACCUUCUCAUAAGAAACCGGCAGCAUCCUCUACAAAGAAGACUCCAUUAAAGUCUAAUGCAUAUCAACACAUUAAAAGUCCUAUAGCAUCAUACAUUAACAAAACCCCUCAAGUUCCAUUAGUUAAGGAUGUGCGCCCAAUGAAGCCACUACCUGGCCCAUCAUCUAUUCCAAAGAUUAUGAAAACUGCUUCUAAGGGUAACUCCAUCAACAAGGAAAAUAUUAAUCUUCCAUCUAUUGCUUAUCGGAGUGCCAAGGAGACGAAACUGAUUGACAUACCAAGUGAGGGAAAGCUGCCACAAAGUCAAUGGGCUAAAAAAAUAGUGUCUUCAUUACCAAGGCCCCUUGUUAUAAAACAUAACCAUAGAGAACAUAACUUUGCCAAGAAAGUGUUACUUCCCCAACAGGAAGAUAGCUUUGCUGAUCUGUCCCUGCACCAAGCAGAUGUGUCAGUUUGCAUUCAAAAAUCAGCAUUUUUCAAAUCUAAACAUUGACUUGUCUCUUGUUUAUACCUGUUUGUCUAUUAAAAUAGUUAUUUAAAUAAAUAACA
This is a messenger RNA of Plutella xylostella (diamondback moth), 1575 nucleotides long. The record is from RefSeq and is a predicted model, not a curated record. NCBI's taxonomy places the organism in Eukaryota, Metazoa, Arthropoda, Insecta, Lepidoptera, Plutellidae.